Nomascus leucogenys (northern white-cheeked gibbon) is the source of this 3870-nucleotide messenger RNA. NCBI's taxonomy places the organism in Eukaryota, Metazoa, Chordata, Mammalia, Primates, Hylobatidae. The record is from RefSeq and is a predicted model, not a curated record.
GCUGACGCCGCUGUCGCUUUACAGAAAUUGAGUGCAGCCGAAGCAGGACCUGGGCGCAGAGAGCGAUAAAGGAAAAUGAUUAGAGCAUGGUUGUGCUCUAAUCGUUACAGUCUAAGGGAUGACACGUCGAGAUGGCGCGCGCCUCUGCGUGCGUGGAGAUGGCACAAAGGCCGCGCCUUCCCCGGCUGCCCCCGCCCUCGCCGCGCGCGUGGUCCCGGCCCCGCCGGAUGUUGACAGCGUCGCCCAGCAACGGGAGAUGGCGGAACCGGGCGGCGCGGCGGGCCGGUCUCAUCCGGAAGAUGGAUCGGCUUCUGAGGGAGAGAAGGAAGGGAAUAAUGAAAGCCACAUGGUGUCACCACCAGAGAAGGAUGAUGGCCAGAAAAGUGAAGAAGUUGUUGAUAGCACAGAGCAUCCUGAAGAAGUCACAACCCAAGCGGACACUGCAAUUGAAGAGGGGGAGGUCGAGACAGAAGGGGAAGCUGCAGUGGAAGGGGAAGAGGAAGCUGUGUCCUAUGGAGAUGCUGAAAGCGAAGAGGAAUAUUGCUAUACAGAAACUUCAUCCCCCGAAGGGCAAAUCAGUGCUACAGAUAUGACUUACCCAUAUUUCAGUCCUCCUCAGGAACUGCCUGGAGAGGAGGCAUACGAUAGUGCUGGCGGGGAAGCUGGUCUCGAAGGCUCCCAUCAAGAGGCCACCGGUCCACCAGAAUCCAGAGAAGUGAGGGUCACCUCCCCAGAGCCAUCCCACGGAGUCUUAGGCCCGUCGGAGCAAAAGGGCCAGGUCACCUCUGGGCCAGCAGUGGGCAGAUUGACAGGAUCCACCGAGGAGCCCCAGGGGCAGGUGCUCCCGAUGGGCGCCCGGCACCGCUUCCAGCUGAGCCACGGGAGCAGCAUCGAGUCCUCAGACCUGGAGGAGUUCAUCUCGCAGGAGCCAGGGGUGCCCGAUGCCCACCCCAGGGAAGGAGACCUGCCAGUGUUCCAGGACCAGAUCCAACAGCCCAGCACGGAGGAAGGGGCCGUGGCAGAGAGAGUGGAGUCCGAGGGGAGUGAUGAGGAAGCAGAAGACGAAGGGUCCCAGCUGGUGGUUUUGGACCCAGACCACCCCCUGAUGGUAAGAUUCCAGGCUGCCCUGAAGAACUACCUGAACCGACAGAUUGAAAAGUUGAAGCUGGACCUCCAAGAGCUGGUUGUGGCUACCAAGCAGAGCCGAGCCCACCGGCAGGAGCUGGGGGUGAAUCUCUAUGAGGCGCAGCAGCACCUGGUACACCUGCAGAAGCUGCUGGAGAAGAGUCACGACCGCCACGCGACGGCCUCGAGCGAGCGCAGGCAGAAGGAGGAGGAGCUGCAGGGCGCCCGCGCGCUCUACACCAAGACCUGCGCGGCCGCCAACGAGGAGCGCAAAAAGCUGGCGGCUCUGCAGACUGAGAUGGAGAACUUGGCCCUGCAUCUCUUCUACAUGCAGAACGUCGACAAAGACAUGCGUGACGACAUCUGCGUGAUGAAGCAAGUGGUGAAGAAGGCCGAGACGGAGAGGAUCCGGGAAGAAAUCGAGAAGAAAAAGCAGGACCUGUAUGUGGACCAGCUCACCACUCGAGCCCAGCAGCUAGAAGAAGACAUUGCCUUGUUUGAGGCUCAGUACUUGGCCCAAGCUGAGGACACCCGGAUUUUAAGGAAAGCAGUGAGUGAGGCCUGCACGGAGAUCGAUGCCAUCAGCAUGGAGAAGAGGCGCAUCGUGCAGCAGUGGGCCACCAGCCUGGUGGGCAUGAAGCACCGCGACGAGGCUCACAGAGCGAUGCUGGAGGCGCUCAGAGAGUGCCAGCAUCAAGCCAAAUCCAUCGACAGCGAGAUUGAGGCCUAUAAGAAAUCCAUCGUGAAGGAGGAAGAAAAGAACGAGAAGCUGGCGAGCAUCCUGAACCGGACAGAGACGGAAGCCGCACUGCUGCAGAAGCUCACCACCCAGUGCCUGACCAAGCAGGUGGCCCUGCAGAGCCAGUUCAACACCUACAGGCUCACCCUGCAGGACACAGAGGAUGCCCUCAGCCAGGAACAGCUGGAACAAAUGAUACUCACGGAGGAGUUACAGGCCAUCCGCCAAGUCAUCCAGGGCGAGCUGGAGCUCAGGCGGAAGAUGGAGACUGCCAUCCGGGAGAAGCUGCAGGAGCACAUGACCUCCAACAAGACCACCAAAUACUUCAACCAGCUCAUCCUGAGGCUGCAGAAGAAGAAGACCAACAUGAUGACACAUCUUUCCAAAAUCGACGGCGACAUUGCCCAGACCACCCUGGACAUCACACACACCAGCAGCAGGCUGGACGCACACCGGAAGACACUGGUGGAGCUGGACCGGGACGUAAAGAAAGUCAACGAGCUCAUCAGCAAAAGCCAGGGCGAGAUCUCCCGGCGCACGAUCCUGAUCGAGAGGAAGCAAGGGCUCAUCAACUUCCUCAACAAGCAGCUAGAGCGGAUGGUCUCCGAGCUGGGGGGGGAAGAAGUGGGGCCCCUGGAGCUUGAAAUCAAAAGGCUGAGCAAGCUGAUCGACGAGCACAAUGCCAAGGUGGUCCAGGCCCAGGUGACCUGGCUGCGCCUGCAGCAGGAGAUGGUCAAGGUGACACAGGAGCAGGAGGAACAGCUGGCCUCCCUGGACGCGUCCAAGAAGGAGCUCCACAUCAUGGAGCAGAGGAAACUACGAGUAGAAAGCAAGAUUGAGCAGGAGAAGAAGGAGCAGAAGGAGAUCGAACACCACAUGAAGGACCUGGACAACGACCUGAAGAAGCUCAACGUGUUGAUGAAUAAAAAACGGUGCAGCUCAGAGGAGCUGGAGCAGAACAACCGGGUGACGGAGAAUGAGUUCGUGCGCUCGCUGAAGGCCUCUGAGAGGGAGACCAUCACGAUGCAGGACAAGCUGAACCAGCUCAGCGAGGAGAAGGCGACCCUCCGGAAUCAACUGGUGGAAGCAGAACACCAGAUUAUGCUUUGGGAGAAAAAAAUCCAACUAGCAAAAGAGAUGCGUUCCUCAGUGGAUUCUGAGAUCGGCCAGACGGAGAUCCGGGCCAUGAAGGGCGAGAUCCACAGGAUGAAGGUCAGGCUCGGGCAGCUGCUGAAGCAGCAGGAGAAGAUGAUCUGCGCCAUGGAGCUGGCGGUCGCCCGCAGAGAGACCAUCACCACCCAGGCCGAGGGGCAGCGCAAGAUGGACAGGAGGGCGCUCACCCGCACCGACUUCCACCACAAGCAGCUUGAGCUGCGCCGGAAAAUCAGGGACAUUCGUAAGGCCACCGACGAGUGCACCAAAACCGUCCUGGAACUGGAAGAAACACAAAGAAAUGUGGGCAGCUCCCUCCUAGAGAAGCAGGAAAAGCUGUCGGUGAUUCAGGCAGACUUCGACACACUCGAGGCCGACCUCACCCGGCUUGAGGCCCUCAAACGACAGAACCUUUCAGAGAUCGUGGCCCUGCAGACGCGCCUUAAGCACCUGCAGGCUGUGAAGGAGGGGCGCUACGUGUUCCUGUUCCGAUCCAAGCAGUCCCUAGUGCUGGAGCGCCAGCGCCUGGACAAGCGGCUGGCUCUCAUCGCCACCAUCCUGGACCGCGUGCGGGACGAGUACCCCCAGUUCCAGGAGGCCCUGCACAAGGUCAGCCAGAUGAUCGCCAACAAGCUCGAGUCACCGGGACCCUCCUAGGGAGCAGCCUGGACCCCACCCUGCAAGGCCUCCAGGAAGAGAUCCAGGAUUGUGUUUAUCAUGAGGGACUUGGAAACUUUUGUGUUCCUAAAAACCACAUGUACCCUCAGAAGGGCAUCGUUUAAGAGAAAUAAGCCAGCCCCACCCUAGGGAUCUUCUUAGCCACUCAGCAAUUUAAUAAACCAGGUAAAAUCCUA